Scheffersomyces coipomensis is the source of this 1524-nucleotide messenger RNA. RefSeq lists its product as uncharacterized. The transcript has a single exon. The record is from RefSeq and is a predicted model, not a curated record. Bases 33 to 1460 code for a protein of 475 amino acids. Lineage: Eukaryota; Fungi; Ascomycota; Pichiomycetes; Serinales; Debaryomycetaceae.
AAUAUAAAUUAUAAUAUAGAUUUGAUUGUAUCAUGUCUGAAGUAGAAUCAUCUGAGUCGAAGCCAAUUGUGCAGAUUGAAGAAGAAAAGAAAAUAGUUGAACCCGUUUCAGAAUCAACAACAAAAUCAGAUAUUGAAUCAGCCAUACCAACUGAAACAGAAUCAGCAUCCAUAGAUACCACAUCACAAAAACCACCUUCUACACCAUCAUCUCAAAAAGUCAUACUAACACUUGAACAAUUAGAUGAGAAAUUCCAACCUACCACUAUAGUAUUGGCCAAAGUUAAAGGUUAUCCAGCUUGGCCAGCAAUGGUAUUAGAAGAAUCGAUAUUACCAGAACAUAUAAUUGCAAAGAGACCAAAAUCAUCAAGAGGUCCAUCUACAAGUAAUGGAUCCACUGUAUCAUCACCUGCUAAGAAGAAAAGAGGUGCUGCUGUGAGUAUACCUUCUAAAGUUUUACCAGUUCGAUUUUUCAGUGAUGAUACAUAUAUCUGGAUUAAUAGUAAUGAUUUAAAACUUUUAAGUAAAGAUGAUAUUUCAGCUCAUUUUUCAAAUACUGGUGGUAAAAGAAGAAAAGAUAAUCUUUUAGAAAAAGCUUAUGAAUUAGCAAAUGAUCCACCUGAUAUGGAAUUAUUUGUAAAAUAUGGUUCAAGGGCAGCUCCACCUUCUGAACCUGAAAUUGAAGAAAUUGAAGAAGAAGUGGUUGAAGUAGUGAAACCUAAAGCUAAGAAAGCUAAAACUGCUGCAGCUGCUAAGCCAAAGGCAAAAUCAAAGGCAGCUAUUGCAGCAGCUGCUGCUAAAGCUAAAAAGGCUAAGGAAGCUCAAAUUGAAGCAGCAAAGAAAAAGGCAGCUCAAGAAAAGAAAUUAGCAUUAGAAAAGAAGAAACAAGAAGAAAAGAGAUUGUUAUCGGAAUAUGAUGAUGAUUGGGGAGUUGAAGACAUUAAUAAUUAUGAUUUUAAAAGUGGGAAUUAUAUCUUUGAUAAUGAAAAUGAACAAAAUAAUAUGUUUGGUAAAAUUAUACCAAAUGGACAAAAAUUACAAACUCAAUUGAAUAAGACACAAACUAAAUUUGAAAAAUUAAGUGAUAAAUUAAAUGAAUCAUUAUUGUUAAGUGAUGAUGAAAGAGAUGAUGUGGCCAAUGGACAAAUAUUAGAUCAAUUACAAGAAUUACAAGAUUUACUUUCAGAUAAACAUUUUCCAAAGACAUUAAUUUUAAAGAGUAAAUUAUUUAGGGUAUUAAUUUUAACUGUCAGAAAGUCUGUUGAUGAAUUUAAUGAUGAAUCUAUAAAGGAAAAGAUAUCAUCAAUCUUGAUUAAGUUUUUAAAUAUUGAAGUUGAGAUUAAUGAUGAUAAGAUUAAUAGUGAAAACAAUAGUACUAUUGCAAGUAAAGCUGAAUCACAAGAACCUGAAUCAUUCGUAAAAUCUGAAAAUGGUAGCACAAGACCAUCUACAGCUACGUAAUUUACGUAUAUAGUGUAGUAUUUAUAAUGUAUAAUAAUAUAAAUUCAUUUGAUGCAAAUUCAAG